AUGAACCCUGUAACAGCUCCUAAUCACCAACUCUCCCAACUCACAGCUUUUAUGAAAGGCGAGCCCAAAGCAUUAGGGACAGUACAGAUCAUGAUUGCCAUUUGGACUUUUUUGUUUGGUAUCGUUUUAUCCACAUUCAGUCUUUCGCCAGGGAUCAUCAGUGGAAUCACUCUGUGGGGAUCACUUAUCUUUAUAUCUUCUGGCGCUCUGUCAGUUGCUGCAGCGAACAACUCUAAUUCCUGUGUGGUGAAAGCUGCACUGGGAAUGAAUGUGGUCAGCGCUGUGGCUGCAGCUAUAGCUCUCAGUCUGUUUGUAGUGGACAUGUUAUUUGGUUCAAUAUUCAGGCCGUGGUGUCACCACUAUUACUAUGAGAGCAGCUACCAUUGUGGUUAUUCCACUGUGUAUCUGUGGAAUGGAAUCUAUGGAGUGCUGUUUGUUUUCUCUCUUCUUGAGUUUAUCAUCUCUAUCUGCACUUCUGUUUUUGCCUGUAAAGCCACCUGCUGCACUGAGACCACAGUAAUUUUAAGUAUUCUGAUGGGGUUUUACAAAAUCUUUUCCUUACAGGUUAUGUAUUCACAGCCAAUGAAUUCACAGCCGAUGAAUUCACAGCCGAUGAAUCCACACCCAAUGUAUAAUUCUGCAUUCUACAAUCCACAGACUUCACAGCAAUCAUCUUUAGUUACCUCCAACAAAGUUUAA
Molecule: messenger RNA, 699 nt
Organism: Clarias gariepinus (North African catfish)
Lineage: Eukaryota; Metazoa; Chordata; Actinopteri; Siluriformes; Clariidae
Product: membrane-spanning 4-domains subfamily A member 4A-like
Exons: 6
Coding region: 1-699 (232 amino acids)
Cellular component (GO): membrane
Source: RefSeq, a predicted model, not a curated record